Molecule: messenger RNA, 4706 nt
Organism: Stegastes partitus (bicolor damselfish)
Lineage: Eukaryota; Metazoa; Chordata; Actinopteri; Pomacentridae
Gene: mapk11
Product: mitogen-activated protein kinase 11
Exons: 12
Coding region: 53-1138 (361 amino acids)
Biological process (GO): protein phosphorylation
Molecular function (GO): MAP kinase activity; ATP binding
Source: RefSeq, a predicted model, not a curated record
UGCUCACUCGUCUUGUUUUUUUUUUUUCUAAAUCAGUAGCCGGCUCGUAGAAAUGUCCGCCAGACCGGGAUUUUACCGGCAGGAGCUGAACAAGACAGUGUGGGAGGUACCGGAGCGGUACCAGAACCUGACGCCGGUGGGCUCCGGAGCUUACGGCUCGGUGUGCUCGGCGUACGAUGUGGUCUUGAGGCAGAAGGUCGCGGUGAAGAAGCUGUCCAGGCCCUUUCAGUCCCUGAUCCACAGCCGCCGCUCGUACCGGGAACUCAGGCUGCUCAAGCACAUGAAACACGAGAAUGUAAUAGGGCUGCUGGACGUCUUCACACCUGCUGCGACGUUAGAAGACUUCAACGAGCUCUACCUGGUGACUAACCUGAUGGGCGCAGACCUCAAUAACAUCGUCAAAUUUCAGAGGUUGUCAGACGAGCACGUGCAGUUCUUAAUUUACCAGCUCCUCCGUGGCCUCAAGUACAUCCAUUCAGCAGGAUUGAUCCACAGGGACCUCAAGCCAAGUAAUGUGGCAGUAAAUGAGGACUGCGAGUUGAGGAUCCUUGACUUUGGAUUGGCCAGGCAGACGGAUGAUGAGAUGACGGGUUACGUGGCGACUCGAUGGUAUCGCGCGCCGGAGAUCAUGCUGAACUGGAUGCACUACAAUCAGAACGUUGAUAUCUGGUCAGUGGGAUGCAUUAUGGGAGAGCUGCUGAAGGGAAAAGUCCUUUUUCCUGGCACUGACUAUAUUGACCAGCUGAAGAGAAUCAUGGAGGUGGUUGGGACUCCGACGCCAGACCUGCUGAAGAAGAUCUGCUCUGAACAUGCGCAGAAGUACAUCCAGUCUCUGCCCUUCAUGCCCCAACAAGACCUGGAAAAGAUCUUUAGAGGAGCGAAUCCACUAGCCGUUGAUCUAUUGAAGCGAAUGCUGGUUCUGGACUGCGAUGGGAGGAUCUCGGCCAGUGAGGCUCUGUCCCAUCCCUACUUCUCACAGUACCACGAUCCGGACGACGAGCCAGAGGCCCCGCCUUACGACCAAACGCUGGAGAGCAAAGACCGAACUCUAGAGGAAUGGAAAGAGUUGGUCUUUGAAGAGGUGAGCAGCUUCAAAGCACCUGGCAGCAAGACCGACAGCCUUCAGGUGGAGCAGUAGGUCUGCUGCUCUGCCUCAUCCUCCACCUGAAGAAGGACCAACGGAUGCGAGAAAGACUUGGGAGAAGCAACUGAAGGAAGCGACUGACUGGCUGUCGGGAGUUUGUCCGAGCAGCAAAGGGCAGGACGGUCUCGGUGGGAUCAGAUGCACACAUUACAAUUACAGGGAGUAUUUUAGAGUCAAAUAAAAAAAAAAAAGGAUCUCUCCGGCGAGGAAAGUUGCCUCCUUUUAUGUCUCUGCUCACCGAGGGGGGGAAAUGAGGAGCCAUCAGGGAUCGCAGAGGGCGUGAGGAUUCAUACCAGGGAGCAACUUUAAGCAACUGAACUGUUUACAGACUGACAGUAAGUUAUCAAAGGAAGGAAAGAAAAAAAAAAAUGCACACUAGGAUUUCCAAAGCAACGACAGGAACGCUGUCUCAUCCCCCAUCCGGACGAAUGCCGUGAUGCUUUUCAUAUAUGGAAUUCAUGUUUAAAGGCUUGCAGCAGUGUCAUUUCACGUCACAGAAGAGCUUCGCAUUUAGCCUGCAUACUACUGAUGCAUGAUUUAUGUGCAUUUUAUUGUUACAGCAUAUUACUGGUACUGUAUUAUAACCAUUGAGACUGCGUACUGAGUCUGGCGACACUGGUUUCCAACCAGUCAGAGGGCGCGAAAGAGGCAUCACCAGGAAAAUGUGACCAACCUGUUCUGUCUUUAUACUUUCCAUUAAACACUAGCUACUGUUCUUCCGUGGAUGAAACUCAUCCUCUCCUGCUUACAGAAUCGUAAACACCAACUGUGCUAUUAAUUAGCAAGUAAUUAAUAUACGCCAAAGCUGGAACAGAGUGACUGUGCUGCAGGUCUGUGUUUACAGUGAGGCCUCGCUUCUCAUAUACGGUUUCCGCUGAUGGCUGAUUGCGGAUCUCCGGUUGGCUUUGGCGCCGCUCCAUCGGGUUUCCGUACUCCUCUGCUGUGUCUUAGUACAGGCCCCUGUUUGUGUUUACAAUAAUUACAGACAUUUUGUAAACUCUCAGAAACUAUCCCCCCCCACCACCACCAAGAAGCUGCGUAACAAUGCCGGGUAAUAAUCUGUUAUACAACUUGUAGCUCCGUCCAUGCAGCGACAGGUCAAACAUCACACAGGCUGAUGAUUCACACCGAGCAGCAAUAUUUGGCUGCUUGCAGCUUCCAGGGAGCUCAUUCUUUAUUUUCAUGGUAUUUGUUUAGUUUAUUAUAAAAGAAAAAAACCCAUCCAGACUGCACACGUUCAUUACUGAGCGCAGGAUUACAGCAACUGGCCGUGUGCUUUACCUCGAAUGCGUAUAUUCCAGCUGCAGUUUACAGCUUAGUGCAACAUUAGCGUAGCCCGAAUCAUGUUACGCAACGCCCCGAGAAGCACGAGCUCAAUGCAAAUGCGGAUCAUUGCGUCAAAUGGCUGACUUCCCCACUGAUGUGUCAUUGAUUUUGCUGCAGACUGGAGUUUUUUUAGUUCUACAAACAUUUUUUUUUUUUUUUUUUUGCUGAGGUAGAAAUCCUCUGGUUGUGUUAAACCACAGUGUGCAGAGCCAACAAACCAGUGUGAUGCUAAGGGUCAGUGAAGAUGUGGAAACUACUGUAGCGCUGGUAGCGAUCGCUAUUAUUUUGCUGAGUUUAAUUCAGGUCUUGGGUUAGUAACAGCACAGGGACGUUUUCGGCCUCAGAGCAUGUGUGCUUUUAUUCAAUGUCCAUCCAGUGCAGCUGAACAGCCACAGAUCAGUUCCCUCUACUCAACUAGUUCCCAGUUUACAAGGUGUGAACAAUACAGAGUAUAGAAAACCUGCGUUCCUCCCAACGCUAAAACCAGAAAGUUAAAAAACAAGUCCUCCAAUUUGGAAAUCAGACGACAAGAAGGCUGCAACAUGUGAUUCAAAGCCCUCAGUUACUCAAUAAAGAGAAUUCUUUUACCAGGCAUAAAUGGAGAAGUGGUGCCACUGUGUGGGGGGAAAAAUUCAAAAAUAAAACCUCAUGCCUGACACUCCAGUUCAAUAGAGGUAUAAUUAUCUACAUAUAAGAUGAUCAGGAAGAAGAGUAAAGCCAGCGGACAUUUUCGGGGAUAAAAUGUUGAUCAAUCAGAUGCUGGUUUAUAUAUCACAUAUAUUACUGCUGCCGAUGAAUGUUAAACUCAAUCUGAGUGUCUGUAUCUAGACACAUGUUGGAUGCUACUGGUGUAAAGCCAGUGGUAGAAAAUACUGUAUUCAUGAACAGUUUUAAGUUAUACUACUCGUAUUGAAGUAUUUCUAUUUUCUGAUACUUUACACUUGCAGUCAACUACAAUUCAGAGGCAAAUAUUGUAUAUUUUGCUCCACGACAUUUAUUUUAGUUAUUUUGCACAUUUAUUUAAGCACAGAUGUAAUCAACAGUACAUUAUGAUGUCAUAUUAAAGAUUCCUAAAAAACUUUAUUGAUCCCUGAGGGGCAAUUUACAAGCUACCUAUCAGAUAAACUAUAUAAAAUAUAUAAAUCACCUUUACCAGCUUCAACAUUAACGUAAUAAGCACAUUAAUGAAUCAUUAAUCACAGUCGAAUAAUAGAAUGAACAGUUUUGUGGAUUAUGGCUCCUACAUGGGAAAUACUUUUGGUUAUUUAAGUAAAUUUUGAUGCUAAUACUUCAAGGCUAUACUUCUAGUGUUGGUACUUUUACAUGAGUACAAGAUCUGAGUACCUUUUCCAACUCUUUGUAAAGCCAUUUAAACCUUUUUAUGAAAAUUAGUUUGCUUAACUGACCCUCAAAUGCCAAUUAAAUAGUGCACUAGGUUAGCUAAAGCGCUACAGUGAAGCUCAAACUUUAGCUAAGCUAGCUAGCAAGGCUAAACUCCUGCGAGGUUUAAAUCAGUUGUAAUACUAAUAUAGUAGUACGAGUACAGAAUGGAAUACAAACAUGAUUUUGUGAUUUAAGGCUGCAGCUAUCAGAAAUAAAGUUCAGUAUCGGGCGUAUUUUGGGAGAUAAACGUAUGACGCUAGCUAUGCUAAACUGUGUUCUGUGGCUCCGUCCGCUCCAGUUUAACUCAGCCAGUGGAGAUUAUUUCUGCCUCACGGAAACAUUAACACAACCAACACUUCAAUUUACCAUUUAGGAAUCAUUUUCUGAGGAGCACGGGAGAGGAAAUGAACUGUCUUUUCCAUAUUGGAUCACACUGGAGCGCUACAUGUAGCCUGUUGUGCAAGUUGUUCACUGACGCUGGAUGCAAACCGUUGAAUUUACAGUCCAAACGAGUCGAAGCAGUGUGUCUCAGUCAAAGCGUGUUCGAGCUCUGAAUGUUCAAAGUGUUCUGUGCUUCUGUGGAUGUUGUACACGUGGUGGAUUUGAAUAGCAACUGCAAACUGAAUGUAUAUGUAUACUGUACGUAUGUAUGUUACAAGUUAGAGGUGACUUUUGAAUACAUGGUGGCAUGUGAUUCAGCCGUAGCCGUUUUCAGUUUUCACUAAAAAUGAAUGUCAGCUCUCACUUUGCAAAUGAUCCAGAUGAUUUUUUUUUUCUUCUCAUUCCUCAGCAGGUAACAUGACUUGGCAAGUUUUGGCUUCGACAGAAUAAACAUCAUUUCUGUUUGCCACCA